Molecule: messenger RNA, 2013 nt
Organism: Uncinocarpus reesii 1704
Lineage: Eukaryota; Fungi; Ascomycota; Eurotiomycetes; Onygenales; Onygenaceae
Exons: 4
Coding region: 1-2013 (670 amino acids)
Biological process (GO): regulation of DNA-templated transcription; DNA-templated transcription
Cellular component (GO): nucleus
Molecular function (GO): zinc ion binding; DNA-binding transcription factor activity, RNA polymerase II-specific; DNA binding
Source: RefSeq, a predicted model, not a curated record
AUGCACGAGUUGGGUGAGAGGCCCGCACCACCAUUGCUUCGGCGCAAUGGCAAACCGCAUUCGUGCGAGCCCUGUCGCAUCUCUAAGGUCAAAUGUGACCAUACCGUUCCCAUUUGUAAAAGAUGCGAAACUCGUGGAAUUGUGUCCAAGGCAAGGCUUCCCCCCAGAUAUGUGCUUUUUCGGAUAUGGCUGUUGACCAAUGACCAGUGCUACUAUCAUCCAGCGCCAUUGACCAAGCAGACAAAACCAGCACCUGGUAACGAAGGGACGCAAGAGCGGCCAAGCAAGCGCAAAAGGUCGACUCCACGGACAGACUCACCCGCUCAGACAAACCGGGGAGAAUCCAUCGGCGCAUCGCUUCUUUCCCCUCCCAACAGCAACCUAGAGUCUGGGGCAACGAUCAGCCACAAUGCCUAUCUGGGUUCGACGAGCUUUCUUUCGGUCUUCCAUGACACUGCUCCCCAGCUCUCGAAUCUCGGUAUUCAGCCAUUGCCACCGGAGCUAGCACGCUGGCAAAACAAGCAUCUCUCCCUCCAGUCCCAGCUUUUUAGGCUGCUUUCUGCUUUCGAUCUCUUCGAGAAGCUCAUUGAAAUCUACUAUGAGCCCGGCUUGUUUACCGUCAUCCCUGCUCCGUUGAUCUUGGACGCGCUUCGUUUUACCCGGAAGCAUCUGGAGGGUGAAGACUUGUCCAAUCCAAAGCAGAAAAACCUGUACCGAAAGAUCAGUCAGAAUACGGCCAAGCCGCUCCAAGUCUCGGACACAGCGACGGCAGAAGAGUUUUACCAGUCAUUCACCGGUGAGAAUCUGAGAUGGGAGUUUAUAGGGGUUAUUUUCGUCAUGGCCGGGUUGAGUGUGGUCAGUGGAUUAAAUCCCCCUGUUGACAACCCGACGAUCCGUUUUGGGGACGGAGAACCGCUCACGAAGCAGUCUUUUGCGACUCAAAUGGUGGCUGCCAGCAACGAUAUAAUUGAGAUAUGUCGACAGCAUGAAAAGAUCAAUGAUCUUAUGAUAUGGUUGGAGCAUACGCAUUGUGUUCUCACUUCAAUGGUCCUUGACGAGACAAGCUAUAUCGUCUAUAGAGGGUUUGGGACACUAGUAUCUGACAUGUUUGCAAUGGGAUACCACCGUCAACAGCCUCCCGGACCCGGGAUCCCUUUUUUCCUUUCUCAAACUCGCAAGAGGAUAUUCUCGGCAGCAUAUCGCUCGGAUAAAAAUCUCGCCACAUUCCUGGGCCGGCCUCCAAGGGUUCAGCUCCUUUACUGUGAUAUAACCCUUCCUCUGGACCUAGAUGACGAAAGCUUGAUGUUAACCGGUGAUGCGCUUACGGCGGCGCUUGAAAAUCUCGACGCGGAUGGCUGGAAUUUGGAAAGAACACAGGAAGGGCGAUUCCGCCCAGCAAGCAUCCUCAGGCUCCGCUACAUUAUAGCGGUUCAACGAGAAAAGAUCCUCGAACUUUCUCUAGGACGAAAGCCAGAUAAUUACGUGGAAGUUCUCUACAAAAACCGCGAAGAGUGCCAGAACCUCUGGGCUAGUGUUCCCAAUCAGUUCCGCUACGAUAUAAGUUGUUGGAAAACUAUAGAGCCUAUCGCCUGUAUCGCUAUGCUAGUCAUCUACCUUGAAUACCUUCACAGCCUGUUCCAAAUCCAACGCAUCCUCUGUCAGCAAAACGUCGCCGAAAACUCCUCUCUUCUCAACACCUCUGUCCAGCUCCUCUCCACCGCCCUCCACCUCCUCAAACAGCCCGACCCACACCCCGGAAAUGCAAACCAAUUUCUCCUGGAUCUUCCUCUUCUACGGCCUCCCCGCCGCCGGCGUUCUCGCCAGCGAACUCUACCAAUCCACCCUCUCCUCCACCCCCUGGCCCUCAUCAACCCCUCCCCGCUCCCAAAUAAUCCGCGACCUCAACAUGCUCAUCUCCUGGUGCGAAACCACCGCCCUCCCAUCCACCCCCUCCACACGCGUCUGCGUCGAAAUCACAAAGGUCCUGAGCAGACUGUUGGACGACACCCUUAA